Messenger RNA from Fomitopsis serialis, 1262 nucleotides. RefSeq lists its product as uncharacterized. The record is from RefSeq and is a predicted model, not a curated record. Lineage: Eukaryota; Fungi; Basidiomycota; Agaricomycetes; Polyporales; Fomitopsidaceae. The transcript has a single exon. The annotation marks the transcript as partial.
CGGGCUGACGGCGCGGAAAGCGAAGCGAAACGGUUCAAGGGCGAUGACUUGACUGAGGCGAUUCUGUCUGGGCCCAAGGCGCCACCUCAGACGCGCAACUCGAAGAAGAGAGGUAAACGCACGCGCGCGGGUCGAGCAGAGAACUUGCGGGAACCACACCCUGCGACCACUUACAAAGCUCCUCCUGUCGAGCUCGUCACCGUCAGUUCGAACUGGAUGGCUGCCCUCUCCGAUGUGUCUCCAUUGCUAUUCCCUCCGCCCGUCGCCCUCGAGUACUACUUCCCACCGCCCUUCGUCAUUUUCCAGGCUAGCACUCACAAAGCACGUUACCUCCAUAACUUCACCCGCAUCCGUGAGUAUUGCCGGCACCGUCUCGUGGACUCCGCAAUCAAUGACACGCCAUUACGCAUCGCCGAUUGGCGUCAUGCUCUCUAUGGCGAUUAUCGUGUCGACGAGCCUGGCGAGACCGACAACACUGCCAGUGGCGUUGGACCACCGCGGAACGACAACCCAUCGGAGGCACAGAAGCGCAAAUAUCUCUACGAGCGUUCACAGUGCCUACGUCGCCUGUUCGCCAAAGGAGGAUCUCUUAUGUCGUACAACGAAGUAGACGUGUCGUGGUAUCGCGGGAUGAAAGUCAGCGUCGAGGUGGCGAAAACUAACCAGUGGUUCCAGAAGCUGGUGCUUUGGGAGCUCUACGAAACGAACUGGCGUUGCGAGUUGCGCGCCCUCGACAGCCUCCUCGUCAACCAUUCGGACGACGCCUUUCGCCAGUGGGAACGUGCACAACGUGUUGCUGAAGUGUGGCGCUCGUCGGUUCAUCAAACCGCGUUCUCGGUUGUUGAUGUCUCAUCUCCCGCCUUCUGUUGGACACCGGCAGGCGACGAAGGUUGGCGGGGUCGGCGAGCGAACCUUCAGGCGUUAUUGCGGGUCAUGAGUGCGUGGCCACAGGUCCCCGAGAUGGUGCGAGCAAACGCGACCACUAUCGGGGAAUGCGACGACCCGGAGCACUUCGACGCGGUCGAAGCCACUGCGCUCAAGUUCUACGUCAAAGUAUUCGCAUCUAAGUUUUACCGUCUGCCAUGUCCCCCUGUACAGCUCGUCUCUCGCGCGUAGUGUACCCUCUGUGUUCCAUGCUGUGUAUUCUCACCAAUUUAUUACCUCGCAUUGCCUUGCGACACCACUCAUGUGCUCUUUGUCCUAGCCCCUGUCCCUGUGUGGCUUUGUUCGAACCACGCUCUGAACCCACCGGUGGUAAACUA